Molecule: messenger RNA, 1494 nt
Organism: Cucurbitaria berberidis CBS 394.84
Lineage: Eukaryota; Fungi; Ascomycota; Dothideomycetes; Pleosporales; Cucurbitariaceae
Exons: 2
Coding region: 1-1494 (497 amino acids)
Biological process (GO): positive regulation of cytoplasmic translation
Cellular component (GO): cytoplasm
Molecular function (GO): translation regulator activity; mRNA binding; single-stranded RNA binding
Source: RefSeq, a predicted model, not a curated record
AUGACGGCUAUAUCAACUACUACGACCGACUCCAAAUCCUCGCAUACGGGCCCCAUGGCGCCAUACCAGCUCCAACAGCUCAAGAAGGGUCCAAAGGCCAACAUCGUAGUUGGCCCAGACGGCGAUCGAUAUAUCGCUCUCGAAAACGCCUCGACCAAUCUACUGGCAUAUUUCUCUCCUUAUGCGCAGAAGAAGCUGAUAGAAGAGCGCGGCACCAUCCUGUACAUUCCGAACGGGUCUAAGAACGCCCUUAUCUGGAUCUACAAAUAUAUGCAAGCUGGCCAGGCUGAUCCGGAACGUCUAGAGUCCUUCGCAGGUCUCACGUUCGACAAGUUGGUGUUGCUCUACCAGCAAUGCGCUUUCCUCGAUUACAAGUCACUGAUGGCACGGAUAAUCGGCCGCCUUAAGGGCAAGUUCUACGACUCGCUGCCGAGCGUGGACGAGAUCAAGCUGUUCGCAACGUCGGUUCCGCCCAUGCACGCCUUUUCCAUUGAUUGUCUCGCGAAAGAGAUGAUCAACCCUUGGACAUGCAACUAUACGCCCUACCUGGAGUUGGCACAGUUGGACCAGGCAUUUGGAAAGGCUUUGGAUCAGGCGAUGCAGGACACUCUGGCCGACCGAGUUAAGGUUGGCAAGCAAUAUUACCAGCGCACGACCAACCGUCAAGUGCUGUGGUCGAAGAAGUAUCUCGACAAGCGGUUCAACCUUGCGCCAUCUCGCACCCCUCCUACAGCCAAGAAGAUGGCGAAACAGGAUCAGUCGAAGAAGAAGCUCAAGGCGACGAAGCCUUUAGACUCGAAACCCCACGUCGACACCCGGGCUGGUGACACUCAAGGUACUAGAGACCUCCCGCAUACCUCAUCGGCUGCAGCACAGCAUGAGAAAGUCAAGUCUAAGAAGGUAUUCAAAUGCUUCAUAUGCAGCGGUGAGGGUCACCUUGCGCGUAACUGUACCGAGGAUGCGAAAAAUGCUGUCAUCGAGCCACCAGCGUCGGUCAACCGGGCUCUGCACGCCACAGCGAAGAAAGCUCACCCAACAGUGAUCUGCCACAACUGCAAUGGACAGGGUCACAUCGCCCGCAAUUGCACUGUAUCGAUUGCGCCCGAGCCUGCUGCUAGUGGGGCAUCCAAGAAGCAAAGGCGACCCACAUGCUUCCACUGCAGCGCCAAAGGUCAUGUUGCCCGGCACUGCACUAUGGGCAAUUCUCAGGAGAAGUCUUCCAGCGUAAACGGCGCUGAAGUCAUUCCAACUGAGGCAUCCACGACUCAAUUAUCAUCCCGCCGAUCCCAUACUCAGAAGAGCAUCACACCGGCCAACAUAUCUACCGGUACACGCCUUGCCCGCAGUUCAGCUAGCCCUAGCAAACACAUCCGCCGUACCCAGCGUAGUCACCAGGUCGAUCCCAUCGUCGUGGCAGGCAAUGGCGAGGGUCUACGCACUUGCGAUCGGGAGAUCCGAAGUGGGGAGAUGACGCGAACUGAACUCGUCAUUUAG